Molecule: messenger RNA, 1956 nt
Organism: Telopea speciosissima
Lineage: Eukaryota; Viridiplantae; Streptophyta; Magnoliopsida; Proteales; Proteaceae
Product: 3beta-hydroxysteroid-dehydrogenase/decarboxylase
Exons: 12
Coding region: 83-1843 (586 amino acids)
Biological process (GO): steroid biosynthetic process
Molecular function (GO): 3-beta-hydroxy-Delta5-steroid dehydrogenase (NAD+) activity
Source: RefSeq, a predicted model, not a curated record
AUGUAAGUUAGGAAACCAAACGUCUCAUCAGUUUCGGCGCCAAAUAUACCUGUAAAUACACAUUUCUUUUUUCUCCUCUCUCAUGGCGAUGCUUGAGGGUUCUAUUGACGAAAACCCUGGAACCUGCACGGUUCUGAGUGGGAGAAGCUUCAUUGGUAGAUCGCUAGUCUUAAAGCUUUUAAAAUCGAAGAAAUGGAUCGUGAGGAUCGCUGAUUCUGCUUCAUCUUUGAAUCUUGAUCUCGUCGAAAAUUCUGUUCUAUCCGAUGCGAUUUUAACAGGUCACGCUUCGUAUUUCCAAGUCGAUGUUCGAGAAAAGUCUCAGAUUAUCAGAGCCAUUGAAGGUUCAUGUGUGGUAUUUCACGUGGACGCAACUGAUUUAACCAUCACUGAUUUCUAUCACCAGUAUAUGAUCAAUGUUCAAGGUACAAAAAAUGUAAUCAGUGCUUGCCGAGAAUGCAGAGUUAAGAGGCUUAUUUAUAACAGUUCGGCAGAUGUUGUUUUUGAUGGUAUACAUGAUAUAUGUGACGGGGAUGAGUCUAUGCCAUUACCUUGGCGGUUUAGUGACACAUUAAGUGAGUUAAAGGCUCAAGCAGAGGGACUAGUGUUGUUUGCAAACACUAUUGAUGGUCUGUUAACAUGUGUAUUACGGCCUAGCAAUGUUUUCGGACCUGGAGAUACAUAUCUCGUAUCUUUUCUUGUGAAAGGAGCAAAAUCUGGCUGGGCUAAGUUUAUUGUAGGAAAUGGUAAACAUAUGUGUGAUUUCACCUAUGUUGAGAAUGUUGCCCAUGCUCAUAUCACUGCAGAAGAAGCUUUGUGCUCUCGGGUGGCUUCUGUCGCUGGAAAGGCAUUUUUCAUUACUAAUCUUCAACCAAUGAAAAGUUGGGAUUUCUUGUCUCUCAUGUUGGAAGGCUUGGGACCUCAAAGGCCAACAAUCCAUCUUCCUGCUUGGAUGGUAUGGUCCAUUCUUGUGCUUGUCAAGUGGGCACUCGAGAAAGUGGGGGACCAGAGGAAUGCUUAUUCAUUAUUGACUCCUGCUCUUUUUCAAUUACUCUCACGCACCAGGACUUUCAACUGCUCUAAUGCUCAAAAGCAUUUUGGAUAUUCACCAAUUGUUUCCCUUGAUGAAGGGAUUGCAUUAACAGUUGAGUCAUUCCUUCACUUGGCAGAAGAAUCACCUUCAACAAUUUACCAGGACUUGAGUGAACCAUCAAAAGCUGAUAGACUGCUAGGAAGCGGAAAAGUUGCUGACAUACUUUUGUGGAGAGAUGAGAAGAAAACAUUCACUUAUUUUCUUGCAUUGGUACUGUUGUUUUACUGGUAUCUCCUUUCUGGAAGAACUUUUAUUUCCUCCACAGCGAAGCUUAUGCUGCUAUUGUCAGUCAUCCUUUUCUGCCAUGGCUUUCUACCAUCGACAAUGUUUGGUUUCCCCAUCCAAAGAAUGUCUUCUUCUUAUUUCGAGAUCUCGGAAACAACGAUUAAAGAUGCAUUUAUGCCCCUAGCAUCCUUAUGGAAUAGAUGGGCUCUCACGUUAAAGUCAUUUUCCCGAGGAGGCGAUUGGAAUACUUUCUUCAAGGUGGGAGUGUAUUUGUAUUUUCUGAAGUUGCUCCUCUCAUUUUCAUUCUCUGCAGUUGUUGGUGUAGCGCUUGUCUUGGCAUUCACUAUAUUCUUUUUAUAUGAGCAAUAUGAAGAGGAACUUGAUAGACUAAUGGAGUCUUCUUCCCUUGGUUUAAAGAAACUAAAGGGGUUGUUAAUUAGAAGCUUGCCAGUCUCCUUGGCGUCAUUUCUUCAUGAUUACAUGGGUAAAGAUGAGGUACAUGAUGCUGUGAAAGAUCACAAAUUCUAGGUUUAAUAACUUGACAGUUUUUCAUCUCAUUAUACCUACUAUCGGAGAUUGGUUUGUGAGCUCCAGCCAGCUGGACCAAGCUAAAGCCAUUAAGUUCCUUGCCCAUGGUACAA